AACUGACUAAAGCUGCUUGUCACUAUGUGCUGUGGGGGCUUUUUGUUUUGUUGAAACAUGUUGGGGAAAUGUAAUGCAUGCAUUGUAUCUAUAGAAACAAUGUCCGAAUCCAAGUGAUUGCACUGGACUAUAGAGAACUGAAGCAGGCAAGAUAAGUACUCCACCCUAGCCAUGCUGAAGCAAUUCAGCCUCCUCAAACAGUUUGGAUCUGCAGGGAAGUCUCAAGAUGCUUCGGACCUCCUCUCAGAAAAUCUGGCUUUGGUGGAGCAGAGGGUGGAGCCUGUCAAGAGGGCUGCUCACAUUGUUUACAAAAGGUUGUCAGGCUGCCUGCAGAGUCAGCAGGGCAUGGAUGCAGAGAGACGCAUGAAGAAGCUGCCUCUGAUGUUGCUCUCUGUCAGUAUGGCUGAGAGCCUGAAGGACUUUGAUGGAGAUUCCACCCUCAGGAAGGUCCUAGAGAUGACUUGCUUCAUGCAGAGUUUUCUCGCAAAGACCCUGGCAGAUUUUGAAGUGCAGUUGGAGAAGAAAGUUUUGGAGCCCCUCAAUAAACUCAGUGAGGAGGAUCUGGCUGAGCUUUUGAAGAACAAGAAACAGUUUACUAAACUCACAACUGAAUGGCACAAUGCACGCAACAGGUCCCAGACCAGCUCAGGGCCGCAGGCCAAGCAGGACGGGCUGCGGGAGGACAUGGAGGAGGCCUGGAGGAGGCUGGAGAACAUUAAGGACGAGUACUCUGCAGAUCUUUACCAUUUUGCAUCUAAAGAAGAUGAGUAUGCAAGCUACUUUGUCCGGUUGUUGGAUCUACAGGCAGAAUAUCACAAGGUAUCUCUUCAGUUUCUGGAGAGGAACAUUUCAGAACUGAAAGAGAGCUGCAUCCAGGCAGGAAACCAAGUGUGCGCGCAGAGUUGCUCUUUGGGGAAGGUGUUUGGAAGGCCUCUGCUGUCUCACCUGCUGGACAGUGGAGAGGAGAUUGCCCUGCCCAUCCAGCUCUGUGUGCAGAUGCUGCAGGAGAAGGGCCUGGAGGAGGAGGGAUUGUUCAGGCUGGCAGCUUCAGCCUCUGACAUGAAGAGGCUGAAGUGCAGUCUAGACUGCGGCCUGAUCGACCACAGCGAGUUCAGCUCCGACCCCCACGCUGUGGCUGGGGCACUGAAAUGCUACCUGAGGGAGCUGCCGGAACCUCUCAUGACCUUUGACCUCUACAGCGAUUGGUUCAAAGCAGCAGGGGAGAAGGAGGAGUCAGACCGCCUGGAGCAGCUAAAGAGGGUACUGAAGAAACUGCCCGUAGAGAACUACAAAAACCUUCGGUACCUGAUGAAGUUCCUGGCCCGUCUGUCAGAGCACCAGGCCGUCAACAAGAUGAGCCCCAGCAACAUUGCCAUCGUGCUGGGACCCAACCUGCUGUGGCCCCACAGCAAAGGGGAGGACUCUCUCAUGGACAUGGCCUCCACGUAUUCUGUCCAGGUGGUCGCUGUGAUCGAGCCACUCAUCCAGUACACCAACGACCUGUUCACUGAAGAAGAGGACUUUGAUAUCCACGAAGUUCUGGGAAGCCCGGAUUUCAGCGAUUCCCUGCUCCGGCGCAUGGACUCUUGGAUGGCACACACUCACGGCACGACCCUCUCCUCCCCCCUCUCACUGACGAACAGCUCCUCAGUUUUCUCCAGUGCUCUUGCUACUGACUCCAGCCCAGCAACCUCCCCGACCCAGAGAGAGAAUCCACCCUCUCACAGUGACUACCCGAAUUCCACACAAAACCAGGACAAGGACAGUAACCAGGGUCCGACCCCAGAGCCCAAACCCCAGGGUCCAAACCAACCCCAGCGCUAUCCUACAGCACCCACCGGGACCCUAAGAGAUCAGAGACAGCAGUGUAAACUACGCCGCAUGCGGAGGAGUACAGAAGGAGAAGUGAGCCCCGGUCUCUCCUGGCAAACGAACAGCUCCAGCCUCUCUCCACACUCAGCCCAGCCUGUCGCCCCAGAGCCCGCCUCAUCGUCCAUCACACCCCAGGAUUCCUCCACCCUUCGGGGCAGGAACAGAAGAGCUCUGCUCCGAGCCCCCGCCGUUGCCCCUCCCCCGCCCCCUUGCCAGCUCUCCUCCGCCAUCCAAUGAACCCGGCAACUCUGGAAUUCUGUUCGGAAAUUUCCUAUAUUUACAUCCGUCACUAAUCUCCAUGGCAAAUUGUUUUCACUACCUGGGCUGCUCUCCCUUCUUCACCUGCAGCAGGCUGUGCAGCAAGACAGCGCUGGGGCUGUCCUCUUCAGCAAGGCCCACAGUGAGAACAGAACACAGCCCCCACAUAUCAAUGCAUGUUAUUAAAAACAAGACUUUUUAUUAUACUCAUUAUACAAUAUAAUUGUUACUAUUUGUAAGUGCACCACAUACAUUUGUAUUGUACAUAUACAUACGUUUUUUUAGACUGGCCUUGACUGCUCAAGGCAUAAGGCAUAAAAGUGUAACACAGUUACCCAAAGGCCGCCCACAAUGUUUUGCUUAAGCUGUUUGUUUUGUUUCUUUGUUAUAAACAUUAACAAUACACACCUAACAGAAAUGUAUGGGCAUUUUAAAAUUGAACUUGGUAAUACAACUCCAACAGCAACAGCAUAAUGUAUUGGCUUUUGAGAGGAAGCGGAAAGCAUGAAGGAUGACUGCAGAAAGUUUCGCUGGAACGAACAGUAAACGAUGAUGGGAACUGUGUGUGUCAGAUGCAUAUCACAAAAAAAACAUGCAUAAUAUUCUUAUAACAUGAAAAAAUAUAUUAAUACUGACAAAUAUCUACAAACAAAAUCUGUUUAAUUUUCCCAUUUCAUUCGAUCUGUUUCCUCAAACUAACUCAAAGUCCAUAUGCAUCACAUUACAAGAGUUCCCUAAAAUAAAAACACUUUGUGUGA
Conger conger (European conger) is the source of this 2888-nucleotide messenger RNA. RefSeq names its product SH3-domain binding protein 1 (gene sh3bp1). The coding region runs from base 172 to 2109 and encodes 645 amino acids. Gene Ontology annotation, cellular component: cytoplasm; cytosol; intracellular anatomical structure. Gene Ontology annotation, molecular function: GTPase activator activity; protein binding. The transcript is spliced from 18 exons. Gene Ontology annotation, biological process: positive regulation of GTPase activity; regulation of Rac protein signal transduction; regulation of actin cytoskeleton organization. The record is from RefSeq and is a predicted model, not a curated record. Lineage: Eukaryota; Metazoa; Chordata; Actinopteri; Anguilliformes; Congridae.